Messenger RNA from Doryrhamphus excisus (bluestripe pipefish), 687 nucleotides. RefSeq names its product mitochondrial ribosomal protein L55 (gene mrpl55). The record is from RefSeq and is a predicted model, not a curated record. Gene Ontology annotation, molecular function: structural constituent of ribosome. Gene Ontology annotation, cellular component: mitochondrial large ribosomal subunit. Gene Ontology annotation, biological process: translation. NCBI's taxonomy places the organism in Eukaryota, Metazoa, Chordata, Actinopteri, Syngnathiformes, Syngnathidae.
GACAUUUUUCUGUGGGCGAUUUCCGGUCUCGCAGUUGGACUUGCAUUCCUAUUCGUAGAUGUUGAUUAGCGUGUUUAGCUUAUCGGGAACAUGUCGUUAAUGAAGACUCGGCAGUUGUUCUCUUGGUGUUUCUUGAGACAGAUGACACCCCUGCACACUGUCCCUCUCCGACUCAACUCCAACAGGACAUCAGUGGUCCGCUGCAACCGACACAAAUAUGAACGUUUGUACUCAGUGAUGCUGGUGAGGAAAGACGGCUCCACCAUCAACAUCAGAUACAAAGACCCCAGACGUAUUCUCAUGAUGCCUGUGGAUCUGUCCACGUUGUCUGAUGAGGAACGUCGUAGUCGACAGAAAAAACGAGAAGUGAAGAAGGAGGUUAAAGAGACGACGGUCCACUAUGAGGAUGACUUCAAAGCUGACAAGUACAGUCAGUUCUGGAAGAAGAAAUAGUUGUGGGUUUUUUUAAGACUCUAUGUGUCUAUAUUUGUAUGAGGCACAUGAUUAUGGUUGUAAGGCAAUUGUCCCAUAUUACUUUGUGUUUUUUGGAUUUGUUAGAAUAAUAAAAUAUUUUAAAACAUUGCAUAUUUCAUCAUCACUUCUCCUUGAGAAUGUCUUAAUGGAUAUAAAUAAAUCUUAAUGGAUAUAAAUAAAUAUCUGAAUAAGACUGUAUUAAAGCUUUAUUUA